GCAACAGCAGCAGCAGAGCGAUUCCAACAUUGGAGAACUGUCAUCUAGGAAUGCUUCAAAUAUCAAAUCAUCAGAUGUUUAACCUCGCAUCAGAAGAAUUCAGUUGUAAAGAACUGCAAAUGAUCUUAUGCAAAGAGUUGACAAAUAGUGAUGUUUCAAACAUUGGGAGAAUUGUACUACCAAAGAGGGAGGCUGAGGCUUAUCUUCCUCCAUUAUCUGAAAGAGAAGGGAUCCUGCUUGACAUGGAUGACAUGACACUUGCAGUUACAUGGAAGUUCAAGUUCAGGUUUUGGCCAAACAACAAGAGUAGAAUGUAUAUAUUGGAAAAUACAGGUAUGGAAGAACAACUUCAUAGUUUCUAGACCACAGCUCAUUCUUAUUUUUUCCAUGAUCAGCUGGUUUUGUCAGAGCACAUUGCCUUCAAGCAGGGGACUUUUUAUUCAUCUACAGGAAUCCAAC
This is a messenger RNA of Musa acuminata AAA Group (dessert banana), 459 nucleotides long. Its product is annotated as B3 domain-containing protein Os04g0676600-like. The record is from RefSeq and is a predicted model, not a curated record. The coding region runs from base 51 to 362 and encodes 103 amino acids. The transcript has 4 exons. Gene Ontology annotation, molecular function: DNA binding. NCBI's taxonomy places the organism in Eukaryota, Viridiplantae, Streptophyta, Magnoliopsida, Zingiberales, Musaceae.